Messenger RNA from Ascochyta rabiei, 1848 nucleotides. Its product is annotated as Non-specific serine/threonine protein kinase. NCBI's taxonomy places the organism in Eukaryota, Fungi, Ascomycota, Dothideomycetes, Pleosporales, Didymellaceae. The record is from RefSeq and is a predicted model, not a curated record. The transcript has 4 exons. Gene Ontology annotation, biological process: regulation of mRNA processing; protein phosphorylation; spliceosomal complex assembly. Gene Ontology annotation, molecular function: protein kinase activity; ATP binding. The coding region runs from base 1 to 1848 and encodes 615 amino acids.
AUGAAUGGCGCCGACAUCAAGAAGGCCGCCAUCAACAAGGCAAAGGCGGUCGCUCAGGCCGCCAACGGCAACGGCGGCAAGAAGCGCCGGAAGGGCCAGGACCUGAAGCCCAUCAUCACCGCCGAGGGCCACGCCGGCGCAAACGCGCAGAACACGGCCUCGCCGCUGCAGCAGCACAAAAUGUACGGCAACACGCUCAGCCACUCGCCCGACAGCAGCGCCUCGUCCGUCGACGAGGCCGACAACACGGCCGACGAAGAAGACAGCGAGGACUACUGCAAGGGCGGCUACCACCCCGUCCAGGUCGGCGAGGAGUACAAGGACGGAAAGUACACCAUCGUGCGCAAGCUCGGCUGGGGCCACUUCUCCACCGUCUGGCUGUCCCGCGACAACGCCACGGGCAAGCACGUCGCCCUCAAGGUCGUCCGCUCCGCCGCCCACUACACCGAGACCGCCCUCGACGAGAUCAAGCUGCUCAAAAAGGUCGUCGACGCAAAGGAAGCCCACCCCGGCCGCGCCCACGUCGUCAGCCUGCUCGACUCGUUCAACCACAAGGGCCCCAACGGCGUCCACGUCUGCAUGGUCUUCGAGGUGCUCGGCGAGAACCUGCUGGGCCUGAUCAAGCGCUGGAACCACCGCGGCAUCCCCAUGCCCCUCGUCAAGCAAAUCACAAAGCAGGUCCUGCUGGGCCUCGACUACCUCCACCGCGAGUGCGGCAUCAUCCACACCGACCUGAAGCCCGAGAACGUCUUGAUAGAGAUUGGCGACGUCGAGCAGAUUGUAAAGGCCUACGUCAAGGAUGAGCCCAAGCCCAAGGACAGCGCCGACACCAGCGACAGGAACGGCCGCCGGAGAAGACGCACCCUGAUCACAGGGAGCCAGCCGCUGCCCAGUCCGCUCAACGCCAGCUUCAACCACGCAGAGCUCGGCACCUUCCCCGCGAGCGCGCAGAGCCUCAACAAAGUCAUGAACGAGAGCACAGGUAAACACUCCCCCACCACCAUUCCGAGUCCAUCUUCUUCACAAGACGGUUUUGUAAUGAGCGGUGCUCUAGGCACUUCGUCACAAUCCUCCACCAUGUCCAUGGCCGAGCGCCUCGGCCUGAAGCCCAACGCCAGCGAGGACGAAGUACAAAAGCAGCGAGAAAAGACAGCCGACCUCCUCACCAAAGAAGUCUCCGGCAUCAGUCUCGACAAGCAAUCCACAUCCGCAAAGGAAAAGUCCGCCGAAGGCACACCCGACCUCGCCUUGGAGAAAAUCUCCGUCAAGAUUGCCGAUCUCGGAAACGCCUGCUGGGUCGGACACCACUUUACAAACGACAUCCAGACGCGGCAAUACAGGUCUCCGGAAGUCAUCCUGGGCAGCAAAUGGGGCGCCAGCACCGACGUCUGGAGCAUGGCAGCUAUGACCUUCGAGCUGAUCACAGGCGACUACCUCUUCGACCCGCAGUCCGGCACUAAAUACGGCAAAGACGACGACCACAUUGCGCAAAUCAUCGAGCUGCUCGGCCCCUUCCCCAAAUCGCUCUGCCUCUCUGGGAAAUGGAGCCAGGAAAUCUUCAACCGCAAGGGCGAGCUGCGUAACAUUCACCGUCUGCGCCACUGGGCCCUCCCCGACGUGCUGCACGAGAAGUACCAUUUCGGCAAGGAGGAGAGCAAAGAGAUUGCCAGCUUCCUGCUGCCCAUGCUGGAGCUGCUCCCCGUGGAUCGCGCAAACGCGGGCGGCAUGGCGAGCCACGAGUUCCUCAAGGACACCAAAGGAAUGGAGAAUCUGGAUCUUGGGAUCCCGUGUAGGAGCAAGGGCGAGGGGAUCGAAGGCUGGGCGACGGAGAUCAAGAAGACGAGGUAG